GUUGUCGGGACGAGACGGGCGGACGGGCGGGAUUCGCGAACGCCCGCUACGACGCCGGGACGAUGGAGCGCUCGCCAUCAAACGCAUACGCGUUCUUACUAUGAUUAUAUGCACAUAUUUAUCCUAUUGACGCGUUGCCAAUUAAACGCUGCCAGAUCCGACUUGUCUUGUUGUUGUUAACCGCUCGUCACCACGGUGACGUGAAAUGUCGCAGUCCACCGGGAUUGCGGCGCGCGCGGUCACGCUUGCGUCGGGGUUCCGCCGCCGCCGCCGAAUACGGAGUGACGGAAAAUGACAGAUUAGUCACAUCCUCGUCAGGGGCUCAGUCAGGGUUACUUCAGGUCAUUCCGAGCCAGUUGGCGUCCUUCACUCCCCUCUUACGUCCAUCCAUCCGUCUCGCUCCAUCUUAUCUUUUUCAUUUUGUCAACAAUCCCUCUUUCUUUCCAUCCGUCCCGUCUAUCUCUCCAUCUUUCGGUCUUUUCUAUGCAUCUCCAGUCGCGCUGUCUUUCCGUCCAUCGAUCGAUCUGCGAGAGGAGGCGUGUCGGUCCUAAUCCCGGCCGUAUAAGAGCGUCCCCGUCAGCGUGAUCGCGUCUCGUCGUCCGCCGUCUUCUCGUCCGGCCGUCCUUCACGCAAGCGGAGCCGCAUACAAGUGUGGGCACACACACUCGCCAGGGUGGUGGAGAUGAAUCUGGAGGCGCCCAAAGCUGAGAUCAAGUCGGCCACGCGGGUGAGCGGGGGCCCCGCCACCCCGCGCAAGGGCCCCCCCAAGUUCAAGCAGAGGCAGACGCGCCAGUUCAAGAGCAAGCCCCCCAAGAAGGGAGUGCAGGGGUUCGGUGACGACAUCCCGGGAAUGGAAGGAUUAGGAACCGACAUCACUGUGAUUUGCCCGUGGGAGGCCUUCAACCAUCUGGAGCUGCACGAGCUGGCCCAGUACGGAAUCAUCUGAGCCCGCCCGGGCCGUCAACACUCAACUGGAACAUACCCACGCACACAAACAAAUGUCCAAAAAUAAAUAGAAAAAGACAAUGUUUUAUAUAUAUAUAUAAUUUUUUUUUUGUAUCUUGAUCUUGUGACACAGCAUCUGCUCAUGUUUAGGGUGUGAUCUUCUGCGUGGUUGCCAUUUGUUUCCCAGCAUGCUUUUCUUCCCCGUGCGACGGCCGCCGUGUCCGCCGUGGGGGAGAAAAAGGAAAUCCAAAUGUCCGGUAUUUGUUAGUGUGUAUGGCAGGCGUGGCUAAGCAUGAGAGUCCUGUAAUAUGUGUUACUCAAAUACUGUAGGUUCAUAAAAGGCUAUCUGUAGUCUUUUUUUUUUUUUCAUUCAUUUCUCUCACUGUAAUAAUUAGUUAAAUGAAUUAUAAUAAUACUGUGUUAAUGUGUAAAAAAACAAUUUUACAUAUACAUUUUUAAAAUCUAAUUGUAGAAAUCAACAUUAGUUUUGUAAAAAAAUAUAUACUGUAUUAAAUGUUUAAUAAGUCAUUUUAACUAAUAAAUUGAAACAUGAUAAAUAUA
Molecule: messenger RNA, 1506 nt
Organism: Phyllopteryx taeniolatus (common seadragon)
Lineage: Eukaryota; Metazoa; Chordata; Actinopteri; Syngnathiformes; Syngnathidae
Gene: pde6gb
Product: phosphodiesterase 6G, cGMP-specific, rod, gamma, paralog b
Exons: 4
Coding region: 683-946 (87 amino acids)
Biological process (GO): positive regulation of epidermal growth factor receptor signaling pathway; visual perception; positive regulation of G protein-coupled receptor signaling pathway
Cellular component (GO): photoreceptor outer segment membrane
Molecular function (GO): 3',5'-cyclic-nucleotide phosphodiesterase activity; cGMP binding
Source: RefSeq, a predicted model, not a curated record